GUGACUACAGUCGCGCUACGAUCACAGAGCGCGCUAGUCGCGAGUAGGGUGUAACAAGUUUUAAUGUUUACAGACACGUUCAACUUUCGUAUCAACUUUUUAUAAACAAACUUCACGUGCUUAUGGUGUUUUGUGAUAAAAUGGACAAAACAUCUAAACUCCCUUCGUCUCCUACUAGAGCACCUGUAAAAAAGGAAAAUGAAGAAGAAAUUAAGGAAUUUGCCGAGACAGCAAUGAACGAACUACUUGGCUGGUACGGUUAUGAGCGUUUGGAGUUAAGGAGAUGGGCGGCUUCUCGGGCAAGAGAACCUUCGAGUCCUGAGCAUCACACAGAACAAAAGAAUAAAGAUGAAUGUUCAUGGUGCAACAAGAAUAUAACAAGUGAAAGUGGCGCGUUACAGCAGGCUGGGGCGGUAUUUUGUUCAGAGCUUUGCUUCAGUCAGUCAAGGCGCGCAAAUUUCAAGCGCGCGAAAACGUGUGAUUGGUGUCGACAUGUGAGGCACACCGUUGCCUAUGUCGAUUUUCAGGAUGGCGCAACGCAGCUACAGUUUUGCUCGGAUAAAUGCCUAAAUCAAUACAAAAUGCACAUUUUUUGUCGAGAAACUCAGGCGCACCUUGAUCUAAAUCCUCAUUUGGUCAGCAGCUCCUCGACAUCCAAUCUUAUCACUCCAGAUCUGUGGUUAAAGAACUGUAAAAGCCGAUCGGUAUCACCACUGUCUGAAAGGUCUGGUUCCCCAAAUACAGAACCCAAGCAAAGCAACGAAAAAGCAUCUGAGUCAUCGUGUCAUCGAAAAUCACCAAUGCCGUUGAUAACCAUAGCCCCAACUGCUAAACUUAUGAAUCCAAAGCCUACAGAUGAGAAAACAAUUACACAAAAAUCCCCGGAAACAAAAAAAGAAAUAAGACAAACUAAAAUGAACUUACGAAAGCGUAGAGCAUCUAAAUGUACGUCUACAGUAACCUCUCAAACAAUACGGCAUCAGAAUACUACACCAAAGGCACAAGACUUGAGAAUGUGUAGCCCCUCUAUCGAUGGGUCAUCGCCAACUUCAUCAGUUACUGUUGGAAAUAGUACUAUUCAAUCCCCACCCAGUCAUAUAAACGCUCAAAUGCCUCCGUUUAAUCCAAUGUUUGGAAUGCCACCACCUGUUUUUCUUGAUAAUCCUGCUCAUAUGAAUGAUUAUAGACAUGUAUAUCCACCGCGUUUCGGUUUCAUGCCACCUCGUCCUAUGAUGCCGCAAGAAAGGCCGAGAAUAAUUCCUCCAAUAAACUUCUCACAUGCCAUAGGUCAACCACCGCCUGUAACUGUUCUGGUUCCAUAUCCAGUAAUUUUACCCAUACCUCUUCCGAUUCCUAUCCCGAUACCCUUGUCAUCCUUUUUACAAGCACAUCGAGUUAAUACAGUAAAAACCGAGGUUAAUAGUGACGACACAGAGGGCCCGUUAGAUUUUACUAUAAACAGUGAUAAAAAUGAUGCCAAAGAUUCAGAAAACAGUCACAGUAAAAUUAACACCGAAAAGGAAACCUGCUCAAGUGAACUUAAUAUAGAUGACACAAGGUUGGAAAGCGAAAAAGAAAGUUUUGUUUCUGAAACAAACCCGGAACAAACUUUGCCAAAAUUUAAAAUAACGAGACUAGGAAGAAAAAUGGCAAAAAUAGUGACCAAAGCGAGGGAAACAUCUGAAUCUUCCAGACCGCUAAGAAAAAGGCGAAGAUUGGUAGAAGUCACUCCAGAUGAUGAAUCUCUCAUUCCCAAGACAAGGAAAACUGUUGAAGUUUAAAUUUAAUUUUAAAAUAUACUUAUUGUAAUUUAAUUCAAAUACAUAUCACAAGCUAUGCUGCGAAGUCACCGCAUCUAAUUCAUCUUUAAAUUAUGUACUAGUCCUAGAUUUAAUAACGUAGAUAUGUUUGCUUGAAUAGUUUUGACUUUAAUUAUAUAUUAAAAAUGCAUCUAAGCUCUUAAAUUAAUAAUUUAAAUGUAAAUAAAAAUAACAGUGAUAUAUACCUACAUCCAUUUUUAUUUAAUAUUUUUAGUGUGACCAUAAAAUUAUUUUUAUACAUGUAGGUUCUUCGUAAAUAUGCGUAUCCAGGAGAAAUAAUCCAGUCUUUUUUUAAAUUAGCUUUCAGCUAUAAAUCCACUAUUUAAUGUUGAGAGAAAGCUCAUACGAGAAUGGGUGGUUUUCAGUUAUAAGGAAUUUACCCUCAAAUGUUUGUUCUCACUAAGAGUUUGUGCAUUUCAAUACCUGGGACAUUGUAGUGGACAGAAACUUGAAAAGCAUUCUAAAUUUCAAUAAACUAUAUAUAUUUUAUAUAGCCUUGGGAUUAGCCUGGAUACGUAAUACACAAGACCUAAUUGACUCAGUACACAAACCCUUUGCAAAUACAUAAUUUUUUAUUAAUUCUAAAAUUAAUAUGUAACAUAUUUUGUAAGUUUAAAAGUAAUGUAAAUAUAUUUUC
This is a messenger RNA of Pieris rapae (cabbage white), 2457 nucleotides long. It is a transcript of the gene Sobp, whose product is annotated as sine oculis-binding protein homolog. Gene Ontology annotation, biological process: animal organ development. The record is from RefSeq and is a predicted model, not a curated record. Bases 123 to 1781 code for a protein of 552 amino acids. The transcript is spliced from 4 exons. Lineage: Eukaryota; Metazoa; Arthropoda; Insecta; Lepidoptera; Pieridae. Gene Ontology annotation, cellular component: nucleus.